GAAAUGUCAAAUCGAAGAAAUUUUCUACGACGAGUUUUAGUUGGCGGGAGAAAAUUGAAAUAAGCGAAAAUAAAAAAAGCAAAUCCAACCAAUACAAUGUAUAAAAUUGGGACGACGCGACAAAAGUAUUCCUGUUUGCUGGAAAUGCUGAAUGAGAAACCAGAUAUAGCACAAGGGUUUACUAGGUACUCAAAGGAGGAAGUGACUGCAUUUUGGGAAAACGUUGCAAAAGAACUGAAUAGUAUUGGGCCGCCUAUAAAAGAUGUGUCUACGUGGAAAAAAGUGUGGUGUUAUUGGAAGUGCUAUGUCAAACGCAAGCUCAUGGAAAAUAAAAGAGAGCAGACAGCUACGGGGGGCGGAAGAAAUCGGCAGCAUAGUUUUACAGAUUUGGAGGAGGGAGUGAUAAAGCUAGCAGCGUUAGAAGUCUGCACCUCAGGCUGCAAAAACACAGUUAGUGUCGGACUACCUGAAGAUCCUCAGGAAAAAGGCCCCGAAACCGAUGCUGAUGUGUCCAUGGUGUCGGAAGCUUGUGGUUNGUGUCUGAAGCUUGUGGUUCAUCACUGCCACGGCGUACUUCCACUCCACAAAAACGAGCGGACUCGGAAACAUUAA
Messenger RNA from Rhagoletis zephyria (snowberry fruit fly), 612 nucleotides. RefSeq lists its product as uncharacterized. Gene Ontology annotation, cellular component: nucleus. NCBI's taxonomy places the organism in Eukaryota, Metazoa, Arthropoda, Insecta, Diptera, Tephritidae. The record is from RefSeq and is a predicted model, not a curated record.